AUGUUCGCUCUGCGCAACUUUGCCUGCCGGAUUCUCAACGCCUUGCCACAAACCAGGCUUCUCAGCAGUGCUUCUGAGACCAGAACUGUACGAUUUCUGAACGGCGACCGCAAAUUCGAUGCCAACGGGAAGAUCGGGCAAACGCUGCUGGACGUUGUAGUUGAACACGACCUUGCCUUGGACGGCUUCGGCGCGUGCGAAGGAACUCUGGCCUGCUGUACUUGCCAUGUCAUCCUCGGGAAGGAACAUUUCGAGCGGGAGGACAAGCUGAAUCCGGCCGGCGAAGAGGAGCUGGACCUUCUCGACAUGGCGCCUGAGCUCAACGACUAUUCGAGGCUCGGAUGUCAGAUUAAGAUCACGAAAAAGGAUCCAGAAGUGGUCGAAGUCGUCGUUCCAACUAUCAAUCGUGAUGCUCGGAAUUCUUGA
Molecule: messenger RNA, 426 nt
Organism: Caenorhabditis auriculariae
Lineage: Eukaryota; Metazoa; Nematoda; Chromadorea; Rhabditida; Rhabditidae
Source: the annotation of a GenBank genome assembly